This is a messenger RNA of Symphalangus syndactylus (siamang), 3311 nucleotides long. RefSeq names its product dolichyldiphosphatase 1 (gene DOLPP1). Lineage: Eukaryota; Metazoa; Chordata; Mammalia; Primates; Hylobatidae. Gene Ontology annotation, biological process: protein N-linked glycosylation; lipid biosynthetic process. The record is from RefSeq and is a predicted model, not a curated record. Gene Ontology annotation, molecular function: dolichyldiphosphatase activity. Gene Ontology annotation, cellular component: intracellular membrane-bounded organelle; endoplasmic reticulum membrane.
GCUGCGCGGCCAAGGGCGCUCCCCCCCCCUCCGGUCCCGGGGCGCCGGUGGGCUGAAAUGGGGUGGGGAUCUGUGUGAGACGAGAAAAGAUCCCUGGCCUGGACCUUGGCCCUUCUUCCCCGCCCUGCCCUGUCCCAGAGAGGCCGCACUCCUGCUCCAGCGUGCGGGGAGUGUCUUGUUUCCUUCGAACAGUGCUUUGGGCUGCUUGUAAGAGAAAGCUCCUCGUUGCUGGGAGUGUGCAAGCUGAAGCCAGGCUUUUGAGUACUUGUGGUGCCACGCCCUGAGCAGGGCACGAUUCCACAACAGAGAGGACCCGAUGAGGGGGCGGGCAGCCUCUGGGAUCUUGACUUCUGGAGCUUCCCAUCAGACACACCUCUCGAAGCGCAGGGCUUUCCAGUUGAGAGGUCCAUUAGCGGCGUUCUGGAGGCUGUCUAGUGAGAGUGGCGCAGAGCCUGGGCGUGGGGGUCAGACCCAUCUGGGCUCCAGUUGAGGCUGAGGCCUUGUGCAGGUGCCUGCCUCUGCCUAAGUUACUUCAUCUCUAAAGUGGGACUGAUUACAGUGCUUACCUUCUGGUGAUGGUGUGAGCAUCAAAUAGCAGGAGGCACAAGAAGGGCUGAGCACAGUGCCCGGCAUGCAGUAAGCGUUCAGUAAAUACCUGCAGUUAAUGUUAUCCCACCUUCCAGGACCCUCCCUGGGUAAGAUGGUUGAGUGCCAGGGAAGGCUGGGGCCCCUCAUUGAGCCCUGGUUGCCUGGGAAGGGCCUGCUCAUGCUGCUGUCUUGCGAGAUGUGAGAACCUGGCUCCGCUGAGGGCACCAGGACUGAAUGCCAAAGAACUUUGACCCUGGUGUUCUGGGUUGUACUGGGGGUGGUAUGGCCCUGCCAGGUGCUGGGCCUUGCCUGCCUGCCUGUCUACCAUUCAUCCAUCCAUUCAUUCAUUCAGCCAAUAUCCGCUGAACGCUUCUGAGUGCUAGGCCCUGGGCUAGCUCUGGUUUUAGAAUGCUUAACAGACCUGAAAUAUCCCUGCAUUCCUGCACUAUGAAAACCAGCUGCUCUGUAAGAGGAAAGCCAAAGUCUGGAGGUGGGGAAAGACUUGCUAAGGCCUCUGCACCUUCACAGCUUCCCCUCCUGGCCUCAGAGUAGCUUCUUGGAGUGCUCGCAAUCCAACGAGCCAGAAGGAACCUGGCAGGCAGUUGUGUGCAGCAUGAUACAGGCUGUGAUGGACCUGGCUGAGCCUGGAGCAUCUGGUGAUCUCUCAGGCCACCUCCUUGCCUACCUGAGCCUCAGCCCUGUAUUUGUCAUCGUCGGUUUCGUGACCCUCAUCAUAUUUAAGCGGGAGCUGCACACGAUCUCCUUCCUUGGGGGCCUGGCACUGAAUGAGGGGGUCAACUGGCUGAUCAAAAACGUCAUCCAGGAGCCACGGCCCUGUGGAGGCCCCCACACAGCAGUGGGCACCAAGUACGGGAUGCCCUCCAGCCAUUCCCAGUUUAUGUGGUUCUUCUCCGUCUAUUCCUUCCUUUUCCUGUAUUUAAGAAUGCACCAAACAAACAACGCCAGGUUCCUGGACUUGCUGUGGAGGCACGUGCUCUCCCUGGGACUCCUCGCUGUGGCCUUCCUAGUCUCCUACAGCAGGGUCUACCUGCUGUACCACACCUGGAGCCAGGUGCUCUAUGGAGGCAUCGCUGGAGGCCUCAUGGCCAUCGCCUGGUUCAUCUUCACCCAGGAGGUCCUCACCCCGCUGUUCCCCAGGAUAGCAGCCUGGCCUGUCUCUGAGUUCUUCCUAAUCCGAGACACAAGCCUCAUUCCCAACGUACUCUGGUUUGAGUACACGGUAACCCGGGCAGAAGCCAGGAACAGACAACGCAAGCUGGGGACGAAACUGCAGUGACCAGUGGGUGUGGCUGGGUCCAGCCUCCAGAUCUGGCCCGCACGAUGCCUUGCAGGAUGGACAGGAUGACAGACAGGGACGAAGCAGAGACCUCUACAGACCCAAGUCACCAAGUGGAGCCUUUUUUUUUCUUAUUUUAAUUUUAAUGAACAAGGUGGACCAAAGGGCUGAACCAGCCCCUCAACCAGGACCCUGGGGGGCCUGCUGCCUGGGGGCCGUGGCCAGAGACCCUCGCUGUGCUGCUGCCAGCCACCGGCUGGGCAGGAAGUGCCCUCGGCGUGGGCACCUGGGUAUGAGUUGGAGGAGGAGGGCUUGCGCCUCUGGUCUCGGGGCCAGGAAUUCCAGGUGGCGUGAGUAGUACACACUAUUUAUUUUUUGGUUUUAUCAGAGGCAGGCAGGAUUUUGGAGCUGGAAGAACCUGUUCUCCGGUGGCUGCCCUGUGAACAGAGGGCUCCCGGUCAGCUUCCCAGGCCCUUUGCCCUAUGCCCAGAGGGCAGACUGCCUCUCCCUGGGCCGGGGUGGCCUGGGUGACAGGAGGAGGGGAGCAUACCCCAUACCCUCCCUGCCACCGUUGCCAUUCCAGAACCUCGGUCAGUGUUUCCCUGUCUGGGGGCAGGGCCCAGAGUGAGCACGCGUCUGGCGGCUGCUGUCAUUGUGUUCUACCCCGUAUUGACCCAACACCACAAGGGCUUUCUCUGGUCCCCUGUCCCUAAGACAAUAAUCCCUUUCUGACAAAGGAGCCUGCACAUGUGGGUGAGCAGACCCAAGCUGUUUACAGCUCUUUCUUGUCCUGUCAUCCAGUAGCAGUUAGUCUUCAUCCCCACGCGAACAAAAUGGGAAGGAGCCGCGAGGAGAGGAGUGAGGCAGCGGGCGCCCGAAGUCCCUCGUCCUUCCCUCUGUGUGUUCUGAAUAUGUCCUUGUCCUUCCCGACCCAUCUCUGACCAGCUGGGAACCUGCUUGGGGUCCCCCUCAAACCUGUGUCUGGGGUGUGGGCUCACAGAUCCCUACCAGCCCGGUUCGUGGGAGGGCUCUUCCUAAAGGGACCCCCAUCUCUAAGUCACUCUGAAAGGGAGUUGUGGAGAGGAUACGCCUCCAGACUCUCAGAAGUUUUGGACUGAACUGGGUCACUCGGGAUCUGUGUUUGAAUCCUCCCCACCCCUUUCUUUGUGGAGGUUCCUAACCUGCUGCUGAAGCACAAUAUUUUGGUGCUUUCUUUUCUCAUUUGUUAAAGGCAGUGUCCAAAAGCCAUUCCAGAUGCCAGGACCAGGGGCUUAUUUCUAGGGAAGGUAGGUCGGUUUCCACGUUUCCCUCCCGUUAUUUUUAUUUUUUACUUUUUGCCUGAGACAAGCCGAGUAUGAGGUGGUUUGAUUUAAGAAAAAUCAAUGAAAUUGUUUACUAUUGUUUUAAAAUAAAACCGUAAACUCUG